AUGUGCGACUGCAGUGGGAGGAGCGCAGACAUCACCACAGAACAGCUGGGUGGCAGUGGUGCUCAGAGCCCAGUGCUUCAGAACCCCUCAGUCAGCCCCUCAGUCAGCCCCUCAGUCAGCCCCUCAGUCAGCCCCUCAGUCAGCCCCUCAGUCAGCCCCUCAGUCAGCCCCUCAGUCAGCCCCUCAGUCAGCCCCUCAGUCAGCCCCUCAGUCAGCCCCUCAGUCAGCCCCUCAGUCAGCCCCUCAGUCAGCCCCUCAGUCAGCCCCUCAGUCAGCCCCUCAGUCAGCCCCUCCGUCAGCCCCUCAGUCAGCCCCUCAGUCAGCCCCUCCGUCAGCCCCUCCGUCAGCCCCUCCGUCAGCCCCUCCGUCAGCCCCUCCGUCAGCCCCUCCGUCAGCCCCUCCGUCAGCCCCUCCGUCAGCCCCUCCGUCAGCCCCUCCGUCAGCCCCUCCGUCAGCCCCUCCGUCAGCCCCUCCGUCAGCCCCUCCGUCAGCCCCCGUCAGCCCCUCCGUCAGCCCCUCCGUCAGCCCCUCAGUCAGCCCCUCAGUCAGCCUCUCAGUCAGCCCCUCAGUCAGCCCCUCAGUCAGCCCCUCCGUCAGCCCCUCCGUCAGCCCCUCCGUCAGCCCCUCCGUCAGCCCCUCCGUCAGCCCCUCCGUCAGCCCCUCCGUCAGCCCCUCCGUCAGCCCCUCCGUCAGCCCCUCAGUCAGCCCCUCAGUCAGCCCCUCAGUCAGCCCCUCCGUCAGCCCCUCAGUCAGGCUGACAGCCCUGGGAACAACCCCCCACACAAUCACAGCUGCACACUGGAGCUGGAACACUGUCACCAUAACAAAUGUGACGGCCCAUACUGCUAA
This is a messenger RNA of Knipowitschia caucasica, 849 nucleotides long. The record is from the annotation of a GenBank genome assembly. NCBI's taxonomy places the organism in Eukaryota, Metazoa, Chordata, Actinopteri, Gobiiformes, Gobiidae.